Fusarium redolens is the source of this 1551-nucleotide messenger RNA. RefSeq names its product aldehyde dehydrogenase domain-containing protein. Bases 1 to 1500 code for a protein of 499 amino acids. Gene Ontology annotation, molecular function: succinate-semialdehyde dehydrogenase (NAD+) activity. The transcript is spliced from 3 exons. The record is from RefSeq and is a predicted model, not a curated record. Lineage: Eukaryota; Fungi; Ascomycota; Sordariomycetes; Hypocreales; Nectriaceae.
AUGGCUUCUUUCAAUUUGUCUGGCCUCAAGAGGAAGGACCUCCUUCAACAGAAGGGCUAUGUCACGGGAAUCCGAUCUUCCUCUCUUAGCGGGACCACUUUUGAAGUGCGUAAUCCAGCAACCCUCAAAACUAUAGCGACUCUUCCAGAGAUGGAUGCCGCAGAUACUGAGAGAGCCAUCGAAUUCGCCCACGAGACCUUCGAAUCGUACAAGAAAACUCAAGCACGGCAGCGAGCACGAUGGCUCCGACGCUGGAGCGACCUCUGCCUAGAGAAUAUAGAUGACUUGGCCCUCAUCCUCACUCUUGAAAACGGCAAGACCAUUGCUGAAUCGCGCGGCGAAGUGGCAUAUGGCGCCUCAUUCCUCGAGUGGUUUGCCGGCGAAGCGGAACGGACUUAUGGCGAAGUCGUCCCAGCCGCAAACACCAGCCAGCGCAUCCUAACUAUCAAAGAAUCGAUUGGGGUCGCGGCGAUCCUUGUGCCUUGGAACUUUCCUAUCGCUAUGAUCACCCGUAAGGUUGGCGCUGCAUUGGCUGCUGGGUGCACAACCGUCUGGAAACCCGCUGGAGAGACUCCUUUGAGCGCCCUAGCACAAGCAACGUUGGCACAAGAGGCAGGGGUUCCAGCGGGAGCCAUCAACGUCAUCACUACACUGACCAAAGUGGCAGAGGUUGGACGGGUGUUGUGCGAGUCCAGGCUUGUGCGGAAGCUCAGCUUCACGGGGUCUACCAAUAUAGGCAAGCUGCUCGCCCGGCAGUGUGCUGGUAGUUUAACCAAGCUUUCGCUGGAGCUCGGCGGGAAUAGCCCCUUUAUUGUCUUCGAUGAUGCCAAGCUCGAGACUGCAGUGGGAGCUUGCAUUCAAGCCAGGACGCGCAACGCCGGCCAGACAUGUGUGUCUGCGAACCGCAUAUUCGUCCAGGAUGGAAUCUAUGACCGGUUCACAGGGGCCUUGGUCAAUCGGCUCAAGGAACUAAAAGUCGGAUUGGGCACAGCGGAGGGAGUGUCGAUCGGACCUCUCACACAUGAGCGCGCGGUUGAGAAAGCAUUGAAUCACAUCAAAGAUGCCGAAUCUCGCGGUGCGUCUGUACUUCUCGGUGGUGCCUCGUUUCAACCUGGCGGCCUUCCGGGUUAUUUCAUUCAACCCACUAUUCUGAGUGAUGUGUCCCCGGAAUCGCUUUGCACUCACGAGGAGGCAUUUGCCCCUAUCUUCGCUCUCUACCGCUUCAAGACCGAGGUGGAAGUCUUGAAAAAUGCCAACGCCUGUGAUGUCGGCUUGGGCAGCUACGUCAUGACCGAAAGCGUUGCACGCAUGUGGAGAGUGGCCGAGAGUCUCGAGGUUGGCAUGGUCGCAGUCAACCAGGGAUCAAUGAGUGCAUGCGAGAGUCCGUUUGGAGGCCUGAGCUUAGGUAUCAAAGAAUCGGGGUAUGGGCGGGAAGGUGGACAUCAUGGAAUUGAGGAGUAUCUUACAGUCAAGAGCAUACUGAUCAACGUGGCUGAUUAAAAACCAAGAGUUCGUAGAUAAAUUAGUCAUAUGUAAUGUUGGAAAAUCCGG